AUGACCCAAGGGACUGGUACCUGCCUUUUGGGAGGCCUAUUUCGCAAGUGGCACUAUGCAGGGCGCGAUGAGUCCUUGAUACCAUUAUCCAUCAAUGGUUCUCCCAUCCCAGACCACAUACAGCAUGCAAUUCACAUUUCCAACACUGCCGUCCCGGAUCUCGAGAAGCUUCUCCAGGGCCCAGACAUCCCCUCCUGUACAGUCGACAGUGCUGCUAAAAUACGGAAAGGCCACAUUGUCCCGCCCCCACCCACCGACACACCUGUGCCAGUUGAAGUCAUAAAUGGAGAAGAGCAUGGUUCUCCCAUCGACCCUGCUGAUCUUCCCAAAGGCCCUUUCUUCGAGGAAGCUGUUAACUCAGCUGUUAACUCGGGUGUGUACCCGUAUAAUGCAUUCAGGCUUCCCUUCUCCCACCUUGAGCGCCCACCGAACGUCGACCCAACUAUGGUUGCAACACGCCUCCAGCGCCUCCUCAUUCCCUCCAUAAUGCCCGUAGGUCUCGACGUGCACCAGAUCAUCAAUGAGCGCGAUCGCUUCAUCGAAGCACGCAUCCAACAGCGCAUUAAAGAGCUCGAGGAGAUCCCAGCCACCAUCGGCGAUGGCAGCUUUGAUUCUCUGGCAGAUGUUAUCCUCAGUCCGCACAAGCAAGAGCCCCCCAACGAUAACCAGCGACUCUCAGCACUGUCCCCACACGAGAAGUUAUGUGCAAUGAUCGAGCUCAAUUCUCUCUCUCUCUCCAACAUCGUAUCAUGCGUUUCAGAAGAAAACGGGAUGUUGAGCACUGAUGGUACCCGAUAG
Messenger RNA from Suillus plorans, 798 nucleotides. RefSeq lists its product as uncharacterized. The transcript has 4 exons. Bases 1 to 798 code for a protein of 265 amino acids. The record is from RefSeq and is a predicted model, not a curated record. NCBI's taxonomy places the organism in Eukaryota, Fungi, Basidiomycota, Agaricomycetes, Boletales, Suillaceae.